Molecule: messenger RNA, 450 nt
Organism: Lactuca sativa (garden lettuce)
Lineage: Eukaryota; Viridiplantae; Streptophyta; Magnoliopsida; Asterales; Asteraceae
Product: MACPF domain-containing protein At4g24290
Biological process (GO): regulation of salicylic acid mediated signaling pathway; plant-type hypersensitive response
Cellular component (GO): plasma membrane
Source: RefSeq, a predicted model, not a curated record
AUGGCGCUUAAGCUUCCAGCUGCUGAAGCUGCAAAUGUUGCGAUUCAGUCAAUUGGAUGUGGUUAUGAUAUCUCGUUAGAUCUGAGGCUUGAGCAUCGCAAACGUCGUUAUGAUUCAGAUUUUGGUAAUAAUCCAUAUCGAAAUUGCCGUUUGAUAGAAAUUGAGGAAGAUGAAGGUAGAGAUAUUGUGCUUCCUGGUGGGCUUCUACUUCUCAAUGUUCCCAAAUCCAUCAAAUGUCAUGAAGGCCAGCAUACGCGACUUCAUUCUGAUGUUCUUUCUUUUCCGCAGAUGUCGGAGCAAUUCAACCAGGAAUUAUCAUUAGCUGGGAAAUUUCCUUCAGGCCUCUUCAAUUAUGUGUUUGAUUUUUCUGGAAAUUGGAAGAAAGAUGCAUCAAGUACUAAAACCCUAGCUUUUGAUGGUGUUUUCAUCUCUUUGUUUUCAUCUCCGUGA